Zingiber officinale is the source of this 923-nucleotide messenger RNA. Its product is annotated as 60S ribosomal protein L23A-like. Gene Ontology annotation, cellular component: ribosome; cytosolic large ribosomal subunit. The transcript is spliced from 4 exons. The record is from RefSeq and is a predicted model, not a curated record. Gene Ontology annotation, molecular function: structural constituent of ribosome; rRNA binding. Gene Ontology annotation, biological process: translation; ribosomal large subunit assembly. NCBI's taxonomy places the organism in Eukaryota, Viridiplantae, Streptophyta, Magnoliopsida, Zingiberales, Zingiberaceae. The coding region runs from base 193 to 651 and encodes 152 amino acids.
AACAAUCCCAGAGAGUCCUAUGCGCCCGGUCAUGUGCGGCAAAAAUUUAACGGACAUGAUUCUCUAACACUCGCUCUACAUAACUUGCUCUUCCAUCGCUAGGGUUUUGCUCGAACACUUCGCCGGCGGCGGAUCGAUUCGAAGCUAGUGGCUGCCGUUCAUCAGAUCAGAUAACUUUUUGAACAAGAUUAGAUGGCUCCAAAAGCUACCUCGAAGAAACCUGAUGACAAAGUGCAGGCUGAGAAAGUUGCCAAGGCUGUGAAGUUGGGAUCAACUCUUAGGAAGAAGGGCAAGAAGAUUAGGACCUCUGUUACUUUCCAUCGGCCGAAGACACUUACAAAGCCCAGAAAUCCUAAAUACCCCAGAAUCAGUGCUCCACCAAGAAACAAGUUGGAUCACUAUCAAAUUCUCAAGUAUCCCUUGACCACUGAAUCUGCAAUGAAGAAAAUCGAAGACAACAACACACUCGUCUUCAUCGUCGACCUUAGAGCUGAUAAGAAGAAGAUCAAGGCCGCGGUAAAGAAAAUGUAUGAUAUUCAGGCAAAGAAAGUGAAUACUCUGAUCAGGCCUGAUGGAACUAAGAAGGCAUAUGUGAGAUUGACGCCUGACUACGAUGCCCUUGAUGUUGCGAAUAAGAUUGGUAUCAUCUGAAUGUGACGAUGGUGAUUUGCUUGAUUACAUCAGAUUUGGCAGUUGAAUUUAGAGUUUAUUCUAAGAACUUUUGAAAUAUCGCCUCAAGUUUCUUUUUAAUGUGUUGUGUUUUGUAAAAACCUUUUGAUAGUCUUGCAAAACAAGCCUUAAUAUUCUCUACUGAAACUCCAGCGAGGUUUCAGUGUGUAUGUAUCUCAAAAUCAAGUCAUGUGAUUAAAAAAAAAUGAUUAAUUAAGUUAGAUAACAUCGAACAUGGGGCAAUCUUCAUCCUA